AAAUAUCCAACCAAAAAUGCCAAUGAAUAAAUGCAUUAAAAGGUUCAGUAUUCUCUCAGAAUUGAGUUAUGCAUUUUUAUUUUUUUUUGGCGUAAGUAUUUUGGCUCAAUAUUCACGCUUUUGCCCAUUCAAAUGGACAAACAGUUCAUGUAAAUGUAAGCAAUGAAGAUAUUACAGUGGAUGUUGCUCUGAUGGUACUAGCCUGAAAUUCCAGACGUUUGCUAAUUUGCGACAGCUGCUGCAAGGUUUGUGGUGUGUGAAAAAGGUCGGGUUACCAAGGGAACUGUGGUGGUCUUAGCGCGAGCUUGCACAGAGCAGGCGAGGUGGAAGGAUGGAACACAGGUAACAUAAUAGAAAGCAUGAACGACGAGAGUUUUGAGAGAAUGGUGAGACACCCGUGUAGGAAGCAAAAUGGAAGAACUGGGGAAGGAAAGGUCGAUAUGCAGCGCUAGAUCCUUCUCAUGGCUCGAGCCACCAGAAAAUGUAAAGGUAACAUUAGCCCCGCCAUCCAAGUUUUGGAAACUCUCCGAUUGCUUCUCUUCAACUGUCCCUACUACAGCAAACCAGAACAAUUACAUGGACAGUCAACCGCCUGUGUUGGAGCUGAAAGAUGUGCCCCCGCCUCCGCUGCCUGCUGCCUCCCAGCCUUUUCCGCUCGCCCCCCUUCCGCCCCCCUGCCUCCCCUCGCGAGGCUCCCUAGCCCCUCCACUACAGCCGGGUAGCCCCAAAGUAAGCACCUGUUCCCAGUGCGAGGCCAGCCUGCACCCCCAGUCCGGCCUUGACCUGCUGGGGAGCCAGGCUCGUGGGUUUGGAGAUCUGUGCGGUGGAGGUAGUAGCAUUACUGGUGGUGCUGGUGGUGGUUCUAUUCUCUUCUCCAAACCCUUAGGCGCUGCUCAUGCCUGGGCCGCAUGCCAGGCAGCCUCCUCUUCGUCCAACACCUCCACGUCCGCUCCCUCCUCCUCCUCCUCCUCCUCCACAGUCCCUCAUCACCUAUCUCUCUUAUCCGGGCACGCUGGGCAGGUGCCGUCCUCCCUCCCUUCAGUGGCCACCUCCCAGCCCGUGGCCUCCCUCUCCCAGCUCCCCUGCUGCUCGGGGCUCCUGAAGCCCCUUCACGCCCCCACCUGCCCCCAGCUUUCCCAGGCCUACGGGCAGCCCAUGUACGGGUCGUGCCCUGCAGCCCCGUCCUCUGGGUACUACCGCUACGGCGGGGAGCUCGGCUCCGGGACGGCAGGGAAGCAGCCUCAGCACCCGCACCAUCACCAUCACGGUGGCCUCUCCACCUCACCAGCACCCGUCUGCUCACACCCUUUGCACCACGGUAUCAAGCGCACAGUUUGUCUGAAAGGGGUGCACUACUGCCAGGAUUGUCUGAGCAAGCCUGCUCAAGGUUUGGUCUCGGAGCCAGCUAAACUCUGGCCCAACAUCCCCCCUCCUCACGCCCAGUCCGCCCCCAUCCCCGUGCCCAUGUGCAACGGCUGUGGUGUGACCGGAGCCUCCACAGACGGCCUGCUGCUCCUUGGGUCCAGCCUGGGCAAAACCAGCCAAAAAUACGGUUCACCAGACAGUGGCACCCAGGAGAGCCUGCCCCCGGUGGGCGUGUUCUGGGACAUAGAGAACUGCUCGGUGCCCACUGGGCGCUCGGCUGCCAGUGUGGUCCAGAGGCUCCGUGCACGCUUCUUCCCCGGGCACCGCGAGGCUGAGUUCAUCUGUGUGUGUGACAUCAGCAAGGAGAACAAGGAUGUCAUCCAGGAGCUGAACAACUGCCAGGUCACUGUGGCCCACAUCAACGCUACAGCAAAGAAUGCCGCUGACGACAAGCUGCGCCAGAGCCUGAGGCGCUUCGCCGACACUCACACCGCCCCCGCCACCGUGGUGCUGGUCUCCUCCGACGUCAACUUUGCCAGUGAGCUGAGUGACCUUCGCCAUCGCCAUGGUUUCCAGGUGAUCCUGGUACACAAGAACCAGGUGUCCGGCGCUCUGCUCCAGCACGCACAUCGCCAUGUGGCCUUCGAGGAGUUCCUGUCUGGCCUGCCGCCAAGGAUGCCGUUGAAAUCUCAGCCCGGUUUCAACAUUCUGUUUGUCCACAACCUGCCCACCAACCGCGACGGCAAGAGCGUGGCCAACAGGCUGAGGCGCCUGUCGGACAACUGCGGCGGCAAGGUGCUGGGCCUGUCGGCCGGCACGGCUGUCCUGCGCUUCAGCUCCCUGGAGGCGGCAGAGCGCGCCCGCAAGCGCAUGGAGAACGAGGACGUCUAUGGCUGCCGCAUUCACGUCUCGUUCUCCCCUGAGGAAGAGCAGGGAGGAGGAGGAGGAGGAGGAGAAGGAGAGGAGGAGGGAGACAAUAAUGACGACGACGACGACUCUGUCAGACGUGUCCAGCUGCCCUCUGUCCUCCCCUCCUCGUCCUCCUCCUCCUCGCUGUCCGCUGCACUCUUCCUCCCGGUGGAGAAGCCCCGCUCCCCCCGCCGGCCCCGCCGCGCCGGUGCUGGAGCCCAUAUCCGGCCGUGCCAGGUGGCCAGCUACACCGUGCCCGAGCGGCCCUACAGCCCCAGGAAAGGCGGCGGUCCGCAUGCUGCCAGCAGGCCCACUCAGGAGCUAGGCCCUGCGGAGACCAAGCCCCGGAUGGGCUUCCUGUCGGACAAAGGACGCACCUCCUCCGCCUCACCCCACAGCAACGGGGAGACGACCCUCCAGAACCACCAGAGAGCCGGCCUGGCAGGAGACGCUCCGUACCGCGGCAAGAGGAGGGACCUGUCUGGGUCUCCUCACGCCCCUGCCAGGAGGGACUUGUCUGGGGUGCGUAGUGCCACCGACUCCCCCGCGGAGCCCUUCACGGUCAGCACGCCCUCGGCCUUCAGCAAGCUCAGCCUGCAGAGGAGCUUCAGCCCCAUGCUGCUCUCCCAGGGCUCCUGGUCCUCACGGAGUGGCUCCCCCUGCCUGUCCAACCGCUCGUCCCCCCUCAGUGCCCCCAGGAGCCCCGGCCCAGACGCCAACGCCUCCGCAGAGCCCUUCUCUGACGGCGCGGACAUCCAGGUGUCCAACCUGGACUACCGCAUGUCCCGCAAGGAGCUGCAGCAGAUCCUGCAGGACACCUUUGCCAAGCAUGGGAAGGUGAAGGGUGUGGAGCUGAGUCCCCACACAGACUACCAGCUGAAGGCCACCAUCCAGAUGAGCUCCCUGCAGCAGGCCAUCGGGGCCAUCGGAGCGCUGCACCGCUACAAGAUUGGAGGCAAACGCAUCCAGGUGUCUCUCCUCACCGGUGCCAACAACAAGUCCCUCACUGUUUUCAGUUCUGAAAUUAUCAGUAUUCUUCAAGAUGCCCCAGCCAGUUGCCUUCCACUCUUCAAAUUCACUGAGAUCUACGAGAAAAAGUUUGGCCAUAAGCUGGUGGUGAGCGAGCUGUACCGGCUGCCCGAGGUGGUGGCGGUGCGGGAGCAGGGCGGCGGGCGUCUGGUGUGCCUGCUGCCCAACAGCCAGGCCCGGCAGAGUCCGCUGGGCUCCUCGCAGUCCCACGACGGCUCCUCGGCGAGUGGCAGCCCCGUGGUGUUUGAGGAGCUGGAGUACCACGAGCCAGUCUGCAAGCGCCACUACACCCAGAGCAGCUUCAGCGAGGCGGACUAUGAUCCAGACUCCUAUAAGAUCCCGUUUGUUGUGGUCUCUGUGAAGACACUGGCUGCCCAGGUGCACAGCUUGCUUCAGUCCCACGAGGGCACAAUACCACUGCUCAGUUUCCCAGAAUGCUAUGCAACGGAGUUCAGCCCGCUGACGGUGGGAGAGGAGGGCGAGCUGGAGGAUGGAGUCCCCCUGGAGCACCUCAUCACCUGCAUUCCCGGGGUCACUGUCGUCACGGCACAAAACGGCUUCAAGGUCGUCAAGUGGAUCCACAAUAAGCCACCCCCGCCGAAUGCUGGUAAAGAGGCAUGUCAGUACCCGUGGGUGCCGCGCUGCAAGAGCCCGGUGGGGAACCCCCAGCUGAUCCAGUUCAGCCGUGAGCUUGUGGACCUGCUGAAGGGCCAGCCCUCCUGCCUCAUGCCUCUCAGCAGGUUCAUCCCAGCCUACCACCACCACUUCGCCAAGCAGUGCCGCGUCUCCGACUACGGUUACUCCAAACUCCUGGAGCUGCUGGAGGCUGUGCCUCAUGUACUACAGAUUCUGGGCCUUGGUUCUAAGCGUCUGCUGACCCUGACCCACCGCUCUCAGGUGAAGCGCUUUACCCAGGACCUGCUCAAGCUGCUCAAGUUCCAGGCCAGCAAGCAGGUGGUCAUCCGGGACUUCAUGCAGGCCUACCACUGGUGCUUCUCGAGAGACUGGAGUGUGAUUGACUACGGCAUGUGUGACCUAAUGGACCUCCUCACGGAAAUUCCCGACACGACAAUCACCAUCACACAGCAGGAUGACGACAUGGUCAUCUCUGUGCCCAAGAGAGAGCGCACGGCGGAGGAGCAGGAGCGCACCAGGCAGUUUGCCAAAGAGGUGGUGGACCUGCUGCGCCACCAGCCCCACUUCCGCAUGGCCUUCAGCAAGUUCAUCCCCACCUACCACCACCACUUCGGCCGCCAGUGCAAGCUCACCCACUACGGCUUCACCAAGCUGGUGGAGCUCUUCGAGGCCAUCCCUGAUGUGCUGAUGGUGCUUGAGUGUGGGGAGGAGAAGGUGCUGUGCCUGACGGAGGUGGAGCGCGUGAAGGCGCUGGCGGCGCAGCUGGUGAAGCUGCUGCGGGCGCAGAGGGACUGCCGUCUGCCCGUGCAGCAGCUGCUGGCCGAAUACAGCAAGACCUUCGGCUACGGCCUCCGCCUGCAGGACUACGACGCCAACUCCUUGCCCGAGCUGCUGGCCAAGCUCUGCCAUGUGGUUAAGGUGGUGGAUGGUGCCGAGGGCCGCGAGGUGCAGCUGAUCAACAGGAAGUCUCUGCGGGCGCUGACCUCCCAGCUGCUGACGCUGCUGAUGGGGCCGGCCCCAGGCUCAGCCCCCCCGCCCCAGAGGCAGGGCAAGGGGGACGGGGCGGGAGGGCAGGAGCCGGCCUGGCCCGACGUGGAGCAGCUCCAGCAGCGGUACGAGGCCGCGCACAGCGCCCCCCUCAAGCCCUGCGAGUACGGCUUCCUGUCCCUCAGCGAGCUGCUCAAGAGCCUGCCCUUCCUGGUGGAGCUGUACGAGGUUGAAGAGGGGGAUGGCGAGUGUGGCGGUAGGGAGCGGGUGAGGCUGACGCGCCUCUACCAGUUUGCCUGCCGCGUGCGCGCGCUCCUGCACACCUACCACUACCACCAGAUCUUCCUGAGCGAGUUCCCCAGCGCCUUCAGCAAGUACACGGGCCUCAGCCUGCAGUGUCGCACGUACGGCUACGGCACACUGGACGAGCUGCUGGCCGCCAUCCCUCAGGUCAUCUGGAUCAAAGGCCACGGACACAAGAAGAUCAUUGUGCUGAAGAAUGAGAUGAAAGUACGGAACAGCUCAGCCCCUGGAGACAGUCCUGGCCCGGAGGGUGACAGAGUAAGGGCAGACAGCCAGAGCUCCAGCAGUGCCAAAUCAGGGAACCAGAGUCCAGGGUGCGACCCGGAGCUGCUGUGCCUGGGCUCGGGCUCCCCGGUGGACCUGCUGUGUGGACCCGUCCCCUCCUGCCUGCCCUCCCCCCAGCUGCACCCCGACCCUGUGCCCCUGCAGCCUGCUGACCUCAUCCACUUUGAAGAGAAGGACCACAACGACCUGCAGACAGAAGCAGCUAGCUCAGAGGAAGUCCCUUGGUCUUCAGCUUCUGCUCCGAGUGCUUGUGACGACUCCAGCAGCCAGGAUGGUGCCAACUCCGACACCAGCAUCACCACCACCCUGGCGGCCACGGCCGCCGCCGCCCUGGAGCCCCAAUCACCGCUCCUCGCCGCUCCUGUGACGGACAGCCCCAGCAAGCGCACGCCUCGCACCCGGGUCAAACUGGCCGCCAACUUCUCCUUCACCCCCGCCACUACGGCGUGACUCUCUCAUCCCUCCCCCUAAGUCCACCAUCCACCCCUUUCCAGAUGGUACCCCCCGCAUUUAAGCUAGUUUUCCACCGUGCCAUUUUUCUUUCUCGUGUUAUUUAUUCCUCUUCCAUCCGCAGUGGUCUUGGGCAUUCUGCAAUCGGCUCUCUACCAAGUCGUGUCUGUCUUUGUAUUUCACUGAAAGCAGCAUUGCAGUAUUUUGUUUUCUAUUUUUCUACAGGAUAAUUAAGUGUAGUAGAUGAAAAGGAUGGAAGAUAUUUAUUCUGUGCUCGGAGCAAUUAUUUUCAAGGAAAUUGUGUCUUGAUAGACUUUGCAUGAAAUGUUCCACAAAAAAAAAAAGAAAGCAGACAUUCUGUCACUUAUAGUUGGUUGAAACUGUACAGGGGUACGCCACCUUGGAGCAUCAAAGGAUUAGAUUCAUUUCACUAAUUAAGUGUCUUCUUAAUUUCUGUCAUCGAGUGUCAUUUACCCUAAAGAUCUUACAGCAGAUGAGCCAUUUAGAGUUUAAAACACUUCUAUUCUUUUAAAGAACUAGCAUUUUUUUAUGAUGACACAUGAAGAUGAUCAGUAAGUUUAAGAAUGAUUUGAGUAGCAUAUUUCUGUACGUGUUGUCUCAAUCUAGAAAUGGCUUACCUGGCCAAAAUAUGAUAGCCUUUUUUUAAAUCACAUCUGUCGUCCUAACCAUGCACAUCGCUAGAAAAUGUGUUUACAUAAUGAAUGAUGGUAGGCACCAUCUCAGCCCUUCAUGAUGUUGACCUGAUGUUGUAAAGGAUGAUGUCCUUGGUUAUGAGCAAGGGGGGGUGGAAAGUCCAGGUCAUUUUGAAGGGAAACCAUUAAUUUUGUCAAUGGCAUUAAGUCAUUCAUUUCAUUUAAGUCUUGUCUAGUGUUUUGCGAAGAGAACAGUUGUUCUGCGAGUUCUGUUUGAGUUCUCUUGUUGAGUUAGACACUUCUGAAGGAAAGAGUGUAUAGGUUGUGAUUAGACAUUAUUUAGUGGCGUAUAUAGUUUUAGAUCAGUCCUGAAGAUCUGGGUCCUCUCGGCGUCUGUUCGUUGUCAGCAUCGCAGACAUCAUCUCUCAAAACAUGCAGGAUAAUGCCUCUGUUCUGUGUGACGUGUCCGAGCCGUCAAAGAAACUCAAAUGGGGUCUGACUUCUCUUUCAAUGAAGGUCGCGUCCAGAUCCCGGGGAAGGUUUCUGUGAGCGUAGGCUGCACCAGUUUUGAUGGACGCAAAUCUGACGCUCCUUCGACUGUGCUACGUCUCGCUCCACCUUUAUUUUUAAUGUGGCCUAAGGUUGGGUAGGUAGAGAGGACAACCAGAUAUGCACAUUGGCGUGCAUACAUCAUCUGACGUGAAACGUUUUUUGUGUUGGUAUCUAAAAAGCUGGUGAAGCUGCACUUGGCUAUGUAGAUAAGUAUGUGAGGGUUUUUUUUUUUUUUUUUGUGGUAGUGGUUGUUUUUUGUCGUUCACUUGGUUAUGUAGAUAAGUAUGUGUUGUGCGCUUUUUGUUGUGGUCGUUUGUUUUGUUUUUUUCCGUCUUGUGUAACUCAUCCACAGAUGACCUAAACGGGAGUUCUGCUAGUCUCGUGCAACCGUUAUCUUGUGGAAAUGCCAAGGUUGAAGUCUUUGAAACCUUGCGUCCUUGUGUCUUGUUGUUGGUUUUUUGUUGUUCAUUUUUGUUCUCUUUUUGUUCUUUAAGUUGUGGUGUUUGAGAGGCUUCCAGCAGGCACCAUUUCUGUUGUGGCUGUGCAUUCAUUCAUAUCCAGUGAGGCCAGUUUUUCCGGCCGUGGAUAAAAUGCCAGGCCUUGUUAUGUGUACACACCUGGUGGCGUGGCGGGACAAUGCGAUUGGCUCGAGCGACUCUCGGUGGGACGCACAGAGGCUCACUGGGCAACUGUGGGGACAGCCUGGCUUUUACAAUGGCUUGUAUCAGCCAGGGAACCAUUGAGAAGAACUAGCGAGCAAUCCGAGAUGAUCGCCAGCGUCUGACAGCGUAGGCCGUAGUUUUAUUGAUGUCUUUUUCUUCUUUUUUUGAGGAGAUGUUUCUGUAGAGGGUAGCUGAGAUGGGAGACUCGUCCUGCAUGUUUUGGGGGGCUGGUUGUCCUGUGAAUUGUUUGGGACUGACUUACGACAGGCAAAUAGUGAUUACUUUACAAUGAGUCAGAGUGAAUUAAUAGGCUUGGAUGGCACAGAGGAGAAGGUACACACCAGUUCCAGACUCUAGUGUCAUAGUUAAAACAGUGGCCAUGUGUUUGUGUUUUAGUUAAAACAGUGGCCUUGUGUGUGUGUUUUUCUAAGACUGGACUGAUUUUGAGAUCUCCAGUUCCACAGUCCUGUUUUGUAGUUGCCUGUCUGUGUCUUUGGUUUGUUUUUGUUUGUUUGUUUGUUUGUCUUUCAUGAUUUGUGGGCAGUCGUUCUGGUUAAUUCAGCUAGGGUGAAUGCUGAUGCAAUGAAAGUUCUAGAAUUUUUUUAAAUAAUUGUUUUUGUUUUUUUCUAAUGCAUUAUUUAAGCCCAAAGAUUUAUUUUGGUCAAAUAAAUCACAUGUUAAGAUCCUGUUAUGACUUAAAUGCUGUCCUAAAUGAUGCUCCAUAAUGUCUUAUUCUUUAUAUCUUUUUUUUUCUUAACAUAGAAACCCCCCCCCCCCUGCACAGUUUUGACCAACUCUGAAGAGUCUUGUUUAGUGCCACCAUUUUGAAGUGCAAUGUUUUUCUUUACCUAUGCACGUUUGCAUAGUUUUGAGUCAUAUAUAAAUAUAUACUGUUUAAUGUGGCGUUGUUAGGAGGAACACCAGAAAACGAGUGAACCCCUUUUCUGUGGGCCAUAGAAUAUAUAAUGUUGACCCAUUUCAGUGUUGUUCUUGAAUCCAUCAUCACUUAGUUGAGAUGGCCUGUGGGUUCAUACUUUGGUUUACAAAGUUUGUUUUUGUCCCCUUGUCGUGGGAAUCGCCUGUGUCCAUUUUGUUUGCAACUUUCGCCCAAGGCAUACGUGUCAUAUCUGUGCUCAUUUUUAAAGGCAAGUUUAAGUAAACGGUUCAUUCAUUUCUUUGUGAAAUCGUGUGAACAUCAGCACUUCAUUAUUUUGAGUCAUUCUUGAAAAUGGAGUUAAGCAAAUCUAUAUUAUGUGGCGAGUGCCCAAGACCAUGUCCGAUCAUUACAUGAACGCUCCUGGCAGCAGAUCCAUUCGUUUCAGAUUCAUUGGGAACCUCUUUAAAGCUGUGUUCAGGAGGGGUGGAAUCUCUCACACUGAAAUCUCUGACUUCAUCCUGACCUCUUCUUCUGAGUUCAGUACCCCCCUCUCCCCAAGGCCAUGUUUCUGUUCUUGUAUUUGUUUUGAAGGGACCAAAUUAUGCCAGUUAAUAAAGCAUUACAUAAGCC
Messenger RNA from Clupea harengus (Atlantic herring), 9338 nucleotides. RefSeq names its product meiosis regulator and mRNA stability factor 1 (gene marf1). Gene Ontology annotation, cellular component: cytoplasm; peroxisome. Gene Ontology annotation, molecular function: RNA binding; CCR4-NOT complex binding; RNA nuclease activity. Gene Ontology annotation, biological process: regulation of gene expression. The record is from RefSeq and is a predicted model, not a curated record. The coding region runs from base 412 to 5964 and encodes 1850 amino acids. Lineage: Eukaryota; Metazoa; Chordata; Actinopteri; Clupeiformes; Clupeidae. The transcript is spliced from 27 exons.